Molecule: messenger RNA, 1463 nt
Organism: Clupea harengus (Atlantic herring)
Lineage: Eukaryota; Metazoa; Chordata; Actinopteri; Clupeiformes; Clupeidae
Product: H-2 class II histocompatibility antigen, A-U alpha chain-like
Exons: 4
Coding region: 101-814 (237 amino acids)
Biological process (GO): immune response; antigen processing and presentation
Cellular component (GO): membrane; MHC class II protein complex
Source: RefSeq, a predicted model, not a curated record
GUGUCUCAGUUGAGUUUCUCUGUAGUCUGAGAGAGUUUGUCUUCCCUGUGCUCUCACUCUCUGUUCAACACUGAGACCCCUUCGGUUCCUGCAUCCAAAGAUGACUUUAACAUGGAUUUUACUGGUCCUUACUGGGAUUAUCUGCACAGAGACUAAGAUUGUACAUGAGGAUAUUGGUCUGAGGGGGUGCACAGACUCAGAUGGAGAGGAGAUGUAUGGAGUGGAUGGGGAAGAGAAGGGCCACGCAGACUUCACCAAGGGCAAAAUGAUUAUGACACUGCCUGAGUUUGCUGAUCCGUAUAAAUAUGUGGAAGGCACAUAUGAGAGGGCAGUUGCAGAACAGCAACGCUGCAAACAGUACUUGCAAACAGACAUAAAAGGAAACAAAAGUCCAGCAGUAGCAGAGGCCCCCCCCAUGUGCUCCAUCUACCCCAGAGAUGAGGUGAAGGUGGGCACUGGCAACACCCUCAUCUGUCUCAUCACUGGGUUCUACCCUCCCCGACUCACCGUGAGGUGGACCAAGAACAACAAGAACGUGACCCAGGGAGUGAGCAGCAGUCAGCUCCGUAUAAAUGUUAAUGACUUCUCCUUCAGCCAGUUCUCCACCCUGAAGUUCACCCCUCAGGAGGGGGACAUGUACACCUGCACUGUGGAGCACUCAGCACUGGAGUGGCCCAUGACAAGAGAGUUUGAUGUUGAGGUGUCGGAGCCCAGUCUUGGUCCCUCAGUGUUCUGUGGAGUGGGUCUGACUCUGGGACUGCUGGGAGUGGCUACCGGAACGUUCUUCCUCGUCAAGGGAAACCAGUGCAACUGAAACUGUAUUCUAAUGUGGCUUCCUAUUCAUUCCCAUCAGAUGAAUGAAAUGUAGAUAAUGCAAUCCUGACAUUCCCUGUUUCUCUGCCUCAGCCUUUAUGUUGGAAGUUUAAUGGAAGAAUGAAACUUCACAAUGACCCCUCUGUAAAUCACUGUGUGUGCUCCUAUUUUUACUUUGGUUUACUGUUUAAUGUUUCUCUGAACCCAUGUUUAUGAGGCUUUGAUGGAUUCUACUUUGCAUUUUUAAUUAAUAUUCUGUGGAUUUACUCCCGACAUAUGUUUCCAUAAAAAAUAUUGGCUUGGUUUCCCAUACAGGGAUUAAGCCUAGUCAUAGAUUAAAUCAUAUAUUAAACCCAGAGGUCUCAGACAUGGAUUAAAAUAGUUUCAGACAUACCCUAGUCUUGAUUUAAACAAUCAGAUUUCCAGAGGGAAUCUUAGGACUAAUCCAGAUGUAAAUGAUGCCUUAAUGUCAGGUUUAACUUUGACAAUAGAGGAAAUUCUUGACUAUUUCAAUGAUGAACAAAGACCACCACCAAGAUCUGAGAAUAGGUUACUUAUAGACAGGAGAAACCCACUGAAUGAUUUUGAUGAAAUUUUCAUAACCAUUUCCAUAUGUACAAAAAAAAGAUAAUAAUAAAAAUCUGAAAUAA